This is a messenger RNA of Drosophila biarmipes, 1156 nucleotides long. RefSeq names its product enoyl-CoA delta isomerase 1, mitochondrial. Gene Ontology annotation, biological process: fatty acid beta-oxidation. The record is from RefSeq and is a predicted model, not a curated record. The transcript is spliced from 4 exons. Gene Ontology annotation, cellular component: mitochondrion. Lineage: Eukaryota; Metazoa; Arthropoda; Insecta; Diptera; Drosophilidae. The coding region runs from base 138 to 980 and encodes 280 amino acids. Gene Ontology annotation, molecular function: enoyl-CoA hydratase activity.
GCUCGAUAGGUGACAACAAUGGGCUGGAAACUUUCCAUGGGAGAUCAGUACUUCUUGAGCAGCUGAGUAGAUAACAAUUUUGAAAAACAUUUGGUAAAAUUAUCUUCUAGGUCAUCUUCUAUAGAUAUCAAAGGACGAUGCUGCACUCAAAUCUCUUAAGGAUCGUGGCCCGCGGGGGUCCCAAAAGACUGAUGUCCUCGGCCACCAAGUUGACCACAGUGGAGGUCAGCGACAAGACCGGCAUCGCCACUCUCACAAUGAACCGGCCCCCGGUGAACAGCCAAAACGUCCAAUUGUUGGUGGACAUCCAGAAGUCCAUUGGCGAAAUCGAGAGCAACAAAAGUCGGGGCCUUAUUUUAACCUCUGCUAGUUCCAAUGUGUUUUCAGCUGGUCUGGACAUCCUUGAAAUGUAUAACACGGAUAAGGAGCGACUACGUAUCAUCUGGACUGAACUGCAGAACACGUGGAUUGCCCUCUAUGGAACCAGUUUGCCCACAGCAGCGGCCAUCAAUGGUCAUGCCCCCGCAGGAGGAUGCCUCCUGGCCACCGCCUGCGAGUACCGGGUGAUGGUGCCCAACUGCAGGAUCGGCCUGAACGAAACCCUUCUGGGGAUCAUAGCCCCCAAGUGGCUGAUGUCCGGAUUUCUGAACGUACUGCCGCAGAGAGUGGCGGAGCGUGCCCUCACCCAAGGACGCCUGUUUACCACUCAGGAGGCUUUCGAUGAGGGCCUGGUGGAUGAGAUCGCCAACUCCAAGGAAGAGGCCGUAGAGAAAUGCGCCGCCUUCAUCGGCAGCUUUGCCAAGGUCAAUCCUCUGGCCCGUGGACUGACCAAGCUGCAGUUCCGAGCGGAUAAUAUUAAGGAGUUUGAAAAGGUGCGCGAAAAGGAUGUGGAGGACUUCAUAGCGCUGGCUUCUAGGCCUGAGGUACAGAAGGGUAUGGGCAUUUACCUCGAAAAUCUCAAGAAGAAGGGAAAGAAGUAAAAAAGCUGACCUGAUGAUCAUGAUCACUUUUCACCUGACCAGAAUCCUGCAUUUAAAAACAUUACUUGGUAAAAUGAAAAACUAUUUGUAGCUCUCUCUAUUAUAUCCAAUUUUGUCAAACAAAAGUAAAAUGUAUCUUGAUAAUUAAAGUUAAAUAUUUGAACUGUGCACUUGAA